Messenger RNA from Brassica rapa (field mustard), 736 nucleotides. RefSeq lists its product as uncharacterized. The record is from RefSeq and is a predicted model, not a curated record. NCBI's taxonomy places the organism in Eukaryota, Viridiplantae, Streptophyta, Magnoliopsida, Brassicales, Brassicaceae.
UAUAUUGAUGGAAUAAAAAAAUGACACGACCAAAAAUAAAAAUAUACCAGAAAGAGCAUUUAAGGAAAUUGUACACUUCAAGAACAGUGAAUGCUUUACUUAAAUGCAUAUUGGGGGCACUGCCCUGUUAACUCUUGUGAAAGUCACUAGAUACUAACCUAAUCAACAUAAAUGUUUUAUGUAUAUCAUGACAAAACCUCUAUAUAAAUGAAUGCAAUAACAUCAAAUUUCAACUCUCUCAGAAACAAAAAUCAAAACUAAAUUUCAACAUGAAGAAGACCUACAAGUUUCAAAGCCUGCUCUCUUCUCUCAUCUUCCUCCUACUCCUCUCCACACUCCUACCAAUUUCAAGAACAGUCGCUGUCAGCUCCGGCGUUGGCUGUCGACAUCCGCCGUCACAAAACAGCUGCAAGACAUGCAUGGUGGAGCAGACGAAUUACGGAUGUCCUAAGUGCGGUCCGGUGCUCGGCUGCAUGGCUCGUUGCCUUUGGGGAGGUGUGUCUCAGAGGAAAUGCACCACCACAUGCGGUUGCGACACCUUCGCCAAGCCCUCGCUGCUGGAGUGUAAACGCUGCGUUUCUCGGUGCAAGUGUAGCUGUGCGGCGUAGGAAAUUAGCGACUUAAUGCUCUCUCUUUUAGUGUUCAAAUAAUGUUUUAGUUUUCUCGAAUGUUGAAUAAAAAUAACGUACAAGUAUUAGUAUCUUUCACUCAUUGUUAAUUCAAAGUUUUUGUUAAA